GCAGUUACUGAAAGACCCCCAGGUGUUGUUUGCAGGGUACAAGGUCCCGCACCCGCUGGAACACAAAAUCAUCAUCCGUGUCCAAACCACCCCCGAUUACAGCCCCCAGGAAGCUUUCACCAAUGCUAUCACGGAUUUGAUCAGUGAGCUCUCCCUCCUGGAGGAGAGGUUCAGGGUUGCUAUUAAAGACAAACAAGAAGGAAUCGAGUAA
Molecule: messenger RNA, 211 nt
Organism: Pelecanus crispus (Dalmatian pelican)
Lineage: Eukaryota; Metazoa; Chordata; Aves; Pelecaniformes; Pelecanidae
Source: RefSeq, a predicted model, not a curated record